Messenger RNA from Medioppia subpectinata, 822 nucleotides. Lineage: Eukaryota; Metazoa; Arthropoda; Arachnida; Sarcoptiformes; Oppiidae. The record is from the annotation of a GenBank genome assembly.
CUCUGCAUUCCCGUAAAGGCGGGAGAAAUUGGCGAAAUUGUGGGCAAAAUUCAAGAGUCAGAUCCGGCCCGAGCCUACCCGGGCUAUCACAACGUCGAGGCCACCAAAAAGAAAGUGGUGAAAGACGUGCUGUCAAAGGGAGACUCAGCUUUCCUGUCCGGCGAUCUCAUGGAAAUGGAUGAAUUGGGAUUCCUGUACUUCAGGGACCGGACGGGCGACACAUUCCGCUGGAAGGGUGAGAACGUGUCGACCACUGAGAUCGAGGCCAUCAUCCAAAAGGUGAUCCGUUUGAACGAUUGUGUGGUGUUUGGAGUGGCCAUUGAAAACAGUGAGGGAAAGGCCGGUAUGGCUGUACUCACCCGACCAACAGAGGGUACACUCGAUAUGAAACAACUGUACGCUCGGCUCAAGGAUGAGAUACCCUCGUAUGCGAUACCAUUGUUCGUACGACUGGUCGAUAAGAUAGAGCUGACCGGCAGUUAUAAACUACAGAAACACAGCUUAGAGAAGGAGGCCUUCAAUCCCAAUGUGGUUAAAGACGAGCUGUACUUCUUGGACAAGAAGUCCGACAGUUAUGUUACGAUUACACCACAACUCUAUCAACAAAUACAAAGCGGAAACAAAUCACUUAAAAUGGUAAUGGUCGAUAAGAUAGAGCUGACCGGCAGUUAUAAACUACAGAAACACAGCUUAGAGAAGGAGGCCUUCAAUCCCAAUGUGGUUAAAGACGAGCUGUACUUCUUGGACAAGAAGUCCGACAGUUAUGUGACGAUUACACCACAACUCUAUCAACAAAUACAAAGCGGAAACGUUUUGUUAUAA